Nicotiana attenuata is the source of this 1826-nucleotide messenger RNA. RefSeq names its product IRK-interacting protein. The record is from RefSeq and is a predicted model, not a curated record. Bases 209 to 1660 code for a protein of 483 amino acids. Lineage: Eukaryota; Viridiplantae; Streptophyta; Magnoliopsida; Solanales; Solanaceae. The transcript is spliced from 2 exons.
UAUAGCUUACAGAUUUCAGAAACCUGCAAAAUCUGUUGUGUGAUUCAUUCAAAACCAUGAUUACAAGCCGACGAAAAAACACAAAAACACAACCUUAAGAAAAUGAAGAGACAAUGAAAAGAGAACGAAACUGCCCUCACAACAUCAUCAUCUUUAAGAUUUUCAUACAAAACAAGGAACAACAUUUUCUCAUUUACACUCAAUUACCAUGGCUAAUUCUUCUUCUUCUUCCUCAAAAUCCUCCAUUUCUCCUCGUCAUCCCCCUCUUUUUACUCCUAUAGAAGAAGGGAAUGAAGAAGAGGAAUAUUCACAGGGGAGAAACAGUUUUAGAGCAGAGACAACACCAAGUGAAGUUGAAUACAGACACCAUCCUACACCUUUACAUCAACACUCUAAUAAUACAGAGAAUAAAGGCAAAGGGUGUACAAAAAAGAGGCCAGAAAAUGGAGAAGAUGACAGAGGAGUUUUAUGCAACAAAUGCAGGCCAAGUAACAGAGAGAGAAUUACUCAUGUAGUUCCUUUAGACAACAAAAACAAUUCUAUAACAAGUCCACAUGGUAUAUUCAAAUCAGUUCUCUCAACUUUAGUUAAAAAAAGUCCAAGAUUAUCAUCAUCUUCAGAUGUUGAGUCUUCUACUGGAGGGUCAAGAGAAGAACAAUGGAAAAUAGCAGUAGCUGAACUUUCACAUAAGUUAAUUCAAGCUACAAGAAAAAGAGAUGAAGCUAUUUUAGAAGCAUCAAGAUUGAAGUUUUCUAUGGUUGAGCUUGAAAAAAAGUUAAACAAGCUUGAAAUUUAUUGUCAUAGUUUGAAAUCUGGGCUUGAAGUUUGUAGCAACAAUGUUAAUUCUCAGCACCAAAUUACCAAAUCCCCUCAUCUCCAACGUGUUAAAUUUGGUGAAGAAGAUAAAGUUAUUGAACAUUUCUUGGUUAUGGUUUCUGAGGCAAGAUCUUCUGUUAGGAAUUUAAGCCGAUCAAUGACAUUUCAGUUAAGACAAAUUGGUGGUAAAGUUUAUGAUCGAAUUGCAUUACUUCUUCAACCAUAUGAUAUUAAGGUUUCAAUUUCAAGAAACCCAAGAGGGUUAAUUGUGUAUCUUGAAGCUUUAUUAAACAAAGCUUUUUAUGAGGAUUUUGAGUCAAUUGGAUUUCAAAAAGGUUCUUGUAAUCAAAUCUUGAACCCCAUUGAUCGUUGUGAAGCAAAUUUUGGUUUGUAUAAUCGUUUGAAGGAUUUAACAUGGGAAGAAGUUUUGAGUAAAGGGACAAGAUUUUACAGUGAAGAAUUCAGUAAAUUUUGUGAUAGGAAAAUGAGUGAAAUUGUGGCUAUGUUAGGUUGGAACCGUGCUUGGCCUGAACCACUUUUACAAGCUUUUUUUGGUGCAUCAAAAGCAGUGUGGUUAGUGCAUUUAUUGGCUAAUUCACUGCACCCUGGACUGCCUAUUUUUAGAGUGGAUAAAGAAAUGAAAUUUGACUCAGUUUAUAUGGAAGAUAUGGGUGGAGAUAAAGCUAAGAAAUUGGUUCCAGCCAUGGUUCGAAUCAUGGUCACACCUGGGUUCUAUGUCUAUGACAAUGUGGUCAAGUGCAAGGUGCUUAGCAGGUAUAAUAAUAGUAUUAAUAAUAUUUCAUUUGAUGGUAAUGAAAAGGGUUUAACCCCAUCACCUACAUAACAAAUUAGACAUAUGAUCAAAUUAUUAUCAUAUAAAAAUGUUUAGUUUAUUUUGGUUUGUACUUAGAUUUUGGUGGACUUUUUAAAGCAAAGUGAAAUAUUUGGCUUUUUCUUGUUGUAAGUUUUUGCAUUGUUUUUCUCAUUUACUUGGUCAAAUUGGUGAUUUU